Molecule: messenger RNA, 405 nt
Organism: Darwinula stevensoni
Lineage: Eukaryota; Metazoa; Arthropoda; Ostracoda; Podocopida; Darwinulidae
Source: the annotation of a GenBank genome assembly
GGCCAAGCGCUGUUCCGAGCCUUCCUGCAGAGGGAGUACAGCGAGGAGAACAUCGAGUUCUGGCUGGCCGUCGAAGAUUACCGGAAGACGCGAUCGUCGAAGCAACAAGUGAAAGCCCGGAAAAUCUACAAUGACUAUAUCGCCACCAGGGCACCGAAAGAGAACGUGGACGCGUGUGGGCCUCCCGUCGACGAGCCCCCCUCACCCAUCGACGAGCCUCCCUCACCCACCCAUCACCGAGCCUCCCUCCCACGCUCUCUCGGGGUAUUGGGUGUCGCCAGCUCCCAUUUCUCGAGUGUCAUCCGGUGCUCAUUAACCGGCAUUCUCGGAAUGCAUCGUUUGCCGUCGAGCUCACCCGGGACGAACGAUGCCGUAUCCCCGAGAGGGAAAGGGGAUCGGGGUUAA